AUGAACGGAUCUACGGAUCUAUCUAUCUAUCUAUCUAUCUAUCUAUCUAUGUAUGUAUGUAUGUAUGUAUGUAUGUAUGUAUGUAUGUAUGUAAGAACGCAUCUAUCUACCAAUCUACCUAUCUAUCUAUUCAUGUAUGUAUGUAUGACGGUAUCUAUCUAUCUAUCUAUCUAUCUAUCUAUCUAUCUAUUUAUCUAUCUAUCUAAUAUCAACAGAGGCAGCGGUGGGCAACGAAGAAGAGGAACUCUGGCCUCAAACGCGACAAUAACGAUGACACGUAGCAUGACCCUUAGGUCUGUGAUAGGCGUCUUAGAACAUUCAUUUUCUUCUUAUUCUUCACAUUUUCUCUGUCUCCUUUUUCUUAGCGAUUCCCUCUCCUAUUUCUUUCUCCCUUUAAUUAUUUUUUUUUUAUUUCUUAGUCUUUUCUCUGAUUGUAUUUAUUUACUUUUUCACUUUCCUUCUUUAGCGUUUUCCUCCUGUUCUUCUUUGCCUUCUUUAUCCUGCCUAUUCUUCCAACCUUUGACCAUCAUCUUCUCCUUUAACAUUACACUUCUUUCUUUACUUUCUUCUUUUCUCUUCUUUUCCGCCUCAGCUUUCUUUUUGACUAUUCUGCCUUAG
Messenger RNA from Acanthosepion pharaonis, 618 nucleotides. Lineage: Eukaryota; Metazoa; Mollusca; Cephalopoda; Sepiida; Sepiidae. The record is from the annotation of a GenBank genome assembly.